AUGGGUACCCAAACUUUCAUGAUCAAUGAUGACAAGGAACUUGAAGUAGUUCCUUUUGAAGAAGGAUGGAAAUCUGCUGAGAAUAAGAAAAAACAAAGAAGUAAGAGCAGGAAAUCAAAAGAAAAAGGUCAACAGAGUAACCGAGAGACAAAAAAGCAUGACAUGAUCAUUACUCAAAAUAGUUUUGAUGAACUGCUGCAGGAGGAGUCCAAUCAAAAUGAGAAUUUUAAUACUAUUGCAGAAACUACAAAAAGGAACCAGCAGGGAAAAGAUGAUCAAAAAGAGCAGGAAAAAGAGGAUGAAUGGACAGAGGUGUUAUCAACUAAAGAGGAAGAUUCAUCAGAGGAAGAGGAAAGUAAUACCUCUGAAGAAUCUGAGGAAGAAUAUGAAGAAAAUGAGGAAAACGAUGAAAGAAAGGAAGCAGAAAUGUUGCUUAGCAAGGCAAAGAAGAAGGAAAAAGUGGAAAGACAAGUCAGGAUCACCCCUAUUACAAGGAAUCAAAAGAAUAACACUACAAAACCUGCAAUUCCCCCUAUUAAUGAUUAA
Molecule: messenger RNA, 546 nt
Organism: Lycium ferocissimum
Lineage: Eukaryota; Viridiplantae; Streptophyta; Magnoliopsida; Solanales; Solanaceae
Exons: 1
Coding region: 1-546 (181 amino acids)
Source: RefSeq, a predicted model, not a curated record